ACUCAAUUCAUCAUGUUACAGAUAGAGCAGAACAACUUGUUGAUCCAGAAAACGCUCAGCGAACGAGUCUUCGAUUCUGCUGAUGGUUUCAAACUGUUAGACAGAAUCAUCACCGACUUCGAUUUCACCACCUAUCACAUUCUGACGCUUCCAGACCACAAGCAAUUGGUGCUUGUUUCGAUCUACUUGAAGUGCUGGGACGACUUGAACAAGUACGGCGUUGUAGAGUACUUAAACGGGAAAUAUGCCGAAUAUGCUGGCCCUCUUGCUGUUUUACAAGGCAGCGAUCUUGAAGCUGGCUACAACUACUCGUUAGUGUUGGAUCUUGCUGAAUUGGCUGGUAAAGAUGACGAGUUCAAACAGAAAGUUAUCGACGAAUUGUCAUUUUUAAAGAGACACGCAAUGGCAGCACCUUUUGAGAAAGCCUUUGCUCGUUACGAUGAAUUGGCUAAGACUUAUGCCAAUGCUAAUACCUACUCCGAAGAGAUCCAGGCAGAAUUGCAAAACGAAAAGGUUCUUGUUAUCAAGUACAGAGGCUCAGAUGAAAGUAUCUACAUCAAGCCAUCGUUUGACCGUGUCACUGUGAUAUUCCUGACGGUCUUUCAGGAUGAAACAGACAAGAUCUUUGGCAGAGUGUUCCUUCAAGAAUUUGUUGAUGCCAGAAAGAGAUCUGUCCAGACUGCUCCACAAGUUUUGUAUUCACACAAGGAUGCUCCGUUGGAUAUCCAAAAUGUCGUAGAGGGCCUGAAAGACGACGAAAACAAAGGUUACAUCACGUUUGUGUUGUUCCCAAGACAUCUUGUUAAGGGAGACAGAAGAGACAACUGUAUCUCCCACAUUCAAUUCUUCAGAAACUACUUCCACUACCAUAUUAAAUGCUCUAAAGCAUACAUGCACUCGAGAAUGAGAUUCAGAGUCAAGGAGUUCUUGAAGAUCUUGAAUAGAGCUAAGCCCGAGAACGUAGAUGACGAUGGUAAGGCUAUUGAGAAUAGAAAGACUGCUAGUGGAAGAAGAUUCGACAUUGCUUCAAGAUAAAUACUAAGAUAUAUAAGUAGACUUAGUUAUGUUAUACGAUUACACAAUUAACAUUAGAUAGUAUAUUCAUG
Scheffersomyces stipitis CBS 6054 is the source of this 1106-nucleotide messenger RNA. RefSeq names its product Arc35p (gene ARC35). Gene Ontology annotation, molecular function: structural constituent of cytoskeleton; actin filament binding. Bases 13 to 1035 code for a protein of 340 amino acids. The transcript has a single exon. Gene Ontology annotation, biological process: actin filament polymerization; Arp2/3 complex-mediated actin nucleation. Gene Ontology annotation, cellular component: Arp2/3 protein complex; actin cytoskeleton. Lineage: Eukaryota; Fungi; Ascomycota; Pichiomycetes; Serinales; Debaryomycetaceae. The record is from RefSeq and is a predicted model, not a curated record.